GUCACCAGCAAACUAAUCCGCUCAAUACAAUUGUGAACACACAUUAGAAAUGGCACCGCUCAGUUCGUUUCUGAAGAUGGUGUUGCAAAAGACGCAAAAAAUUAACCGCCUACGCUCGCUGGGCAUUGUGACGGCGGGCGCCACAGCGCUGCUCGCUGGCCUAACAGCCUACAACAAUCAGGAUCAUCUCUUUGGCACUUUCGUGAUGCCGGCAAUACGCCUGCUGCCCGCCGAGGCUAGCCACAAUUUGGCUGUGCUGGCGUGCAAAUAUCGCCUGUAUCCGGCGUCCGAGCAGAUGGAUGAUCUAAAUUUACACAGCACGUUCUUUGGCCGGCUGAUCAGCAAUCCCAUUGGCAUUGCUGCCGGUUUCGAUAAGAAUGCCGAGGCUGUCAUCGGACUGAAGGAUUUGGGCUUUGGCUUCAUCGAGGUGGGCAGCGUGACUCCGCUACCACAGCCGGGCAAUCCCAAGCCGAGGGUGUUUCGGUUGAGCGAGGAUCGUGCGAUUAUCAAUCGGUAUGGCUUCAAUAGCGAUGGCCAUCAACUGGUGGCGGAACGUUUGCGUGAGUUUCGGCAACGCGAGGAUUUCAAUGCGGUGGUCGGCGUUAAUCUUGGCCGGAAUCGUGACAGUCUGACCCCCAUCAGUGAUUAUGUGCAGGGUGUCUUGGAAUUGGGACCAGUUGCCGACUAUCUCGUCGUCAAUGUGAGCAGUCCCAAUACGAAGGGUUUGCGCGACAUGCAGUGCAAAAAGGAGCUCACCACUCUCCUCGAGGCGGUGACCCGAGCUCGCACUGAGCUGAAAACGAAUCCGAAGGUACCCAUUCUACUGAAAAUAUCGCCUGAUCUGGCGCUGGAUGAUCUGAAGGACAUCGUUGCGGUGAUCAACACAAAGCAAUGCCGCGUCGAUGGUCUGAUUGUGUCCAAUACGACUGUGGCGCGUGAGAACAUCAGCGCCAGCAAACUGGCCAACGAAACUGGUGGGCUGAGCGGAGAACCGUUGCGUCAACGAUCCACAGAGCUGAUUGCACAGAUGUAUGCGCUGACCAAGGGCCGGGUGCCCAUCAUUGGUGUUGGUGGCGUGGCUUCGGGUCACGAUGCAUUCGAGAAGAUCGAGGCGGGCGCCUCCUUUGUGCAAAUCUACACGGCGCUCGUCUACGAGGGACCUGAUCUCGUCGAUCGCAUCAAGGAGGAUCUGUCGCAGCAGCUCAACGAACGGGGCUUCAAGAAUGUCCGCGACGCUGUCGGCUCCAAUCAUUUGCAAUAUCUACCCUAGUUUCUCUGAAAGGAACAAUCAAAUUGUUCGUUUUUUUUAAAUAGCUGUAAACUUCUUAUAUCUGAAUAAAACAAACUGUAUUUUAAA
Molecule: messenger RNA, 1357 nt
Organism: Drosophila grimshawi
Lineage: Eukaryota; Metazoa; Arthropoda; Insecta; Diptera; Drosophilidae
Gene: Dhod
Product: dihydroorotate dehydrogenase (quinone), mitochondrial
Exons: 2
Coding region: 50-1270 (406 amino acids)
Biological process (GO): pyrimidine ribonucleotide biosynthetic process; 'de novo' pyrimidine nucleobase biosynthetic process
Cellular component (GO): cytoplasm; mitochondrial inner membrane
Molecular function (GO): dihydroorotate dehydrogenase activity
Source: RefSeq, a predicted model, not a curated record